AUGAAACACUCACAAAUAUACUCAAAACUUUUGUAUGAAAGGAUUCUAAAAUUGAAUCAAAUAUAUUUAUAUGCCAUUAAGAGUGGCAUUUCAAAGGUAAGAACAUUAAAUCCUUAUUAUUCAAAAAAAAAUACUUUUAAAUUAACUAAUGCAGAUUUAUCAUCAAUUCAUCACGUAUUGGUACAUAUAUGCAAAGAAAAUAUUUCAUUAUGGCUUAUUACCUAG
This is a messenger RNA of Cryptosporidium ubiquitum, 225 nucleotides long. RefSeq lists its product as uncharacterized. The record is from RefSeq and is a predicted model, not a curated record. Bases 1 to 225 code for a protein of 74 amino acids. The transcript has a single exon. NCBI's taxonomy places the organism in Eukaryota, Apicomplexa, Conoidasida, Eucoccidiorida, Cryptosporidiidae.